This is a messenger RNA of Magnolia sinica, 1642 nucleotides long. RefSeq lists its product as uncharacterized. The record is from RefSeq and is a predicted model, not a curated record. The coding region runs from base 812 to 1357 and encodes 181 amino acids. The transcript is spliced from 3 exons. Lineage: Eukaryota; Viridiplantae; Streptophyta; Magnoliopsida; Magnoliales; Magnoliaceae.
AAUCAUGCCUUGGCAGCCCAGCCCUACAGGGCUAGGCUUGGCCCCUUAAACUUGGCCCAAUGGACAAGCUUGGACUUGAAAUCUCCGCCAGUUUUGGGCUAGUUGGGCCAAGGGUGAUGAUGAAUGGCCCACCUGGCUUGUUGGCAUAGUGCAAUACUCAAGUAGUAAAAGGUUGGUUGAUUUGAUGUGAGGGUCCCAUUCAGUUUUCAUAUGUAGCCCGACCCAUUGCCACCCCUAAUGAGACUCGACCAGCCAGCAUGAGUGUAGCCUAUUUUGAACCAUGUUUGUGCAGUGGAGUCUCAGGGUCCAAGUGUUAGGCUUGGGCAUAAGUUCUAGGUCUACCAUUGGGCUGGACCUGGGCGUAAACUAUCUAAAGCCGGACAUCUUGGUUUUCACCCAAUAACAUUGGAGAACUGAGAAUACUGAUAGUGGGCCAUCACGGCCCAACCCGAGCCCACAAAGGUAAAUGUGUCAGAGUUUCGGGUCCAUGAAAGGUGAGAGCGUCGGGCCCACCAUGUAUGUUGCAUGAAUGUACCCUGGCCGAAACCGUCCGAUAAGGUGGACCACGAAUCGAGUAAAAUGAAAUGACCUCAUUUUUACGUUAGGCUCAUAGACGAGAAGAGCUGCCUGAUGAACAGAUCAGAUCUCACACACGCACACCAAGCUGGCACAUGUGCGCGAUCUCGAGACAGAGAAGCAGCAAGAACAUAACCAACUCCCUUGGUAUGAAUAUCGAACAAGAAGCGAAAAGGCGCGAGAAAUCAAGAAGAGAGAGAGAGAGAGAGAGAGAGAGAGAGAGAGAGAGAGAGAGAUGGGAAGAGCGAAGAGGCAGGUGACGCUGGAAGAGUAUGUGAAUUUCCACGAAAAUCCCCAACAUCCCAAUCUCACCAUCAAAUGCCUCCUUCAGAUCAUCCGAAUGCACGGUUUCAUCAAACUACACAACCGUCCCAAGAAAGAUAUCCUGGACGCGUUGAACUCAAUCGAUAUGCUGAUACCACCCCUACGAUCGACACUGAACGAGAACAUCUCUUCCAACGCGUACCUCUCGCUCGAUCAGGUGAACAAAGAUCUUGCCGCGCUGGAAUGGCAGGAGUGCCCUGUCCAGUCAGUCGCGACAAUGGAAUGGGUGGAGGAGAAUCAGUUAGCCAGCGACCAGGACCAUCUCCAGAUCAUCUGCGGACAGCCUGCGACGAGAAAUGCAUUGGCUGCUUCAACUCCUGUUAGGAAGCUGAGAUCGAAGCGCAGGAAGCGGAAUUUCGUAAAAACAGAAACCGGUGUUUCUACUUCUGCUGCUGCUGUCUUUGAUGAUGAUUCUGCUCCUCUGCCUUCGUCUUGGCUGUCUCUUGGAUUUUUCUAAGGAAAGAGGAUAAUUGCUGAUUUUUCUUUUUUCUUCUUUUUCAAUGACUGAUAUUCUUUCUUCUUCUUGAAUCUUGAUCUUCAUUUACUGUUUUUUUUCCCUCUUCCUUUGGGUCGAGGAAGAGAGGUGGAAUUUUGCCGUGGUUGUGCCGUGAUUUCUUUUGUAAACGAGGGGUGUUUUCGUCUUUUUCGUUAACCAUGACAGUGCUGUUGCGUUGCUUCCCUUCUUCUCGCAAUGGAUUUUCUUUCUCCAUUCUCUCUCGUUUUAGUUUGUCGGGGAUCUCUU